GGGGGAUUUCCCCCCGGCCCUGCCCCAGAAAGCAUUUUGGGAGUCUUUUUUGUUUGUUUGGAGGGUGUUGUUUUUUUUUUUUGAUUUAUUCUUAAAAACAAGAAUGAUGAUUCCUUCAGAAGAGUUAUGGGAGCUCUCAGGCUUAAGGUCAUGAGUUUUUUCUGCCAUUCGGUAAAGAUACAGUAAAGAGAAAAUCUCUUAAAUAUAUUUUUCCUGUCCAACGCUUCCUAUGUGUGUUGGCAUUCAACAGAUGUGCACAAAGCCAAAAUAACCAGAAAAACUUUAAGCAAACCCACUGAACAGUGGCUUCCCUCUUCUGUUAAUGUGAUCUCUCUUGCCUCGUAUACUGGCUGUCGGUCUUGCCAGUACUUGAUCUGGCUCUGGAAAUUAGAGUUACUCAUGCAAGACCUGGAUGCCUGCCAAAAGGGGGAAAAUUUUCCCUUUUGCCAGAGAAAAAAGGAUCUGGCAAACCCUUCAUGGAUCUGGAACACCCUUCACAGGCCUUCAUGCAUUGUUGAAAAGCAAACGGGGCACGAACCCAUUUUUGUUUUUUCCUUUGCAGGUCACUUUAAGGACUUUAAGGAGACCUCCAAAUACAGCCAAGGCUGGUCUUGGUUUUGGGGUUGGCUCUUGCCCCGCUCUGAAGGCAGCUGUGCUUAGAGCUGAGAGGGUGGGCCUAAGUCGUCAUUUCUUACUGCAGAGAAGAGGGCAAGGCUGAAAACAAACCCUGUGAAAGUACGGUUCGCAGAGGAAGUGCUGGUGAAUGGACAUACACAGGGGAAUUCUCUUCUUUGUAUGCCCAAUGUUCUCAAGGUAUACUUGGAAAAUGGACAGACGAAAGCUUUCAGGUUUGAGGCGAGCACUACUGUGAAGGACAUUGUUCUCACCUUGAAGGAGAAGCUCUCCAUCCGGAGCAUUGCACACUUCGCCCUCGCUCUGGAGGAGCAGUACAAUGUGGCAAAGAUCCACCUGCUGCACGAGGAGGAGUUAAUUGAGCAGGUGGUCCAAAAAAGAGAAUCUCACGACUAUCGGUGCCUCUUCAGAGUCUGCUUUGUCCCAAAGGAUCCCUUAGACCUCCUGCAGGAAGACCCAGUUGCCUUUGAAUAUCUCUACCUGCAGAGCUGUAGCGAUGUGCUUCAGGAAAGAUUUGCGGUGGAAAUGAAAUGCAGUGUGGCGUUACGUCUGGCUGCUCUGCACAUACAGGAGAGGAUCUAUGUUUGCGCUCAGCCACAGAAAGUAUCCCUGAAAUACAUUGACACUGCUGGACCACAUUUGCUCCCUCCCUGUCUUUCUGGCAGGAGGGACUGGGGAAUUGAAAACUUCAUCUCACCAACUUUGCUUCGAAACAUGAGAGGGAAGGAUAUCAAGAAAGCCAUCAGCUACCACAUGAAGCGGAACCAGGUGCUCCUGGACCCUCGGCAGAAGCAUAUGCUUGCAGCAGUCCAAGUGCGCCUGAGCUACCUACAAAUACUGGGAGACCUGAAGAUGUAUAAUGGGAAGAUCUUUAAUGCCACCCUGAUGCUACAGGACAGAGAAUCGUAUGUUGCCUUGUUGGUGGGUGCCAAGUAUGGCGUGAGCCAGAUUAUCAAUAAUAAGCUCAACAUCAUAACAAGUCUGGCAGAGUUUGCAAACAUCAGCAGGAUGGAGCUUACAGAGGAGUCUGAAAAAGUGAGCAUGGUGAAAAUCUACCUGCAGGAUCUGAAGCUGCUGACUCUGCUGCUGGAAUCAAAUAGUGCAAAAGAUCUUGUCUGCCUCAUCAUUGGCUAUUACAGACUGUUCGUGGAUGCAAAUGUCUCCAUAUUUACCUGGGGAGAGAAAAAACAGCAACUGCACCGUGUCUCAGCUGAAGAAGGGUACGAAUCUCGGACCUGCAGUGACUCUGAAGACUCCUGGGAGCUGGAUUCCUCCUCAGAGCAUUGCUUGGAUGCUCCUGUGUGCAGCGAGGAGGAGCUGGGAGAGCUCCACAACCUGGACAAGGGCAGCAUGAAGUCCCAACCUGGAGGGAAUUACCAGUGCGAUGGGGGUGACAACGCAACAGACAGCACAUCUGAGACUUCAGACUCAGCCAACACUGAGAGCCGAGGGUUUAAGACGAGUGGCUCUAGUGACUCUAUGGAUGCACUGGAGGAAGAUGAGUUGGAAGCUUGCUCUUCCUCCAGGCCGGAGUUCUUCCACUUCUACACGUCAACAGUGCAGGAGAUGAGCAGCUCAGACAAGAGCUUCUUCCCUAUUUGCGCUACAGGAGGCUCCAGCAGGGCAGAAAACAGAGACUACUUCUGUUUCUUGCAGGUACCACAUGCAGAGGAGCCUGGGUGUGAAGACGGUCCCUCACAACAGAGAGGGGAAGACACUGCUGCGUCUGUGCUGGAGACCAAGCUGUCUGAUACAAACACCAUGGGCUAUUACAGCCUGUGCUACAGCAUACCACCUGCAGGCAGCGUGGAGAGGAAUAAGAUCAGGCAUAGCCCUCAAAGAAGCCCUUGGAAAGAUGCAUCUGCCCAGGAAGAGGUACCAUGUGGAGCAGAGCAGAUGGCAGAGGCGAGCGACCUCAUUUUGGAGCCACCCCCAGGCUUUGGUGACACCAGCUCUGAGGAGGAGUUCUAUGAUGCUGCAGACAGGCUCAGCCCUCCAGAUGGCCUGGCAGCAGGCUACAACAUGAUGUCCCAGGAGGGUACAGACAACUCCUCCUGCAUCCUAAAGAAACCAAGGUGUUACAGCUUGGGGGAAAACCUGAUGACAAGGCAGACAGCAAGGGAGAAACACAGAAAGGAGAAGGAGCUGACAUAUGCCAAGAGCCUGAGGAAGAGGAGAUCUUUCCUGAAAACCGAUUACACCUCGCAGGUCUCCUUCCCCUUGGCUUUGCCAGGCUCUCUGCAGAGCCGCUGCUCUUGGCCACCCCCCCCACCACUCCUUGCUCAGCUCCCCACUCCUCCCUCCUCAGAGGACAUCAAGAAGGACACAGAGCUGGGACUGCCUGCUGCCACCCAGAGAGAUCCAUCCACUGAUCUGAUGGAAAUGGAGCCUGACACCAUGGAAACAAAAUCAGUGACUGACUUGGUGGUUUCUUCCAUUUCAGCUGUUCGCCUGCAGGGUGACCUGCACAGGGAAGGGAGCGUAGGCCUUUCCAUACAUGUGGACAGUGGCCUCCAACCUGCACAUGCUGUACAUCCACCUUUCCUGUCCCUGGAGGAAGCUGUGCCCCUUGCUGGGGGACAGAGCAGAGCUGCCCAGGAAAGUUCCUCCAUGAAGACAAAUACUGGGUGGCCAAGUGAGCAGAGCUGUAUGGCCGCUGGAGGCUGGCUAGCCCGAGUGGCACCAGAGGAGGUGGGUGAGGCAAUGGCAGCCCAGCACAAGGCUGGCCAUGUACCCCCAUUGCUGGACCACGAGGUGACCUGCCCUGCUAAUGAAUUCACACUGCCGCCAUCAGCUCACAGCCCCAUUGUAGCCUCUACCCAUGAGCUGGCCCAGGACAAGGAACUGCUCCCCACUGCUGGGGAGCAAGCAGUGUGUGAGGAGCCUGUCCCAGUUCCCUGCAAAGAAAGAAAAGCUAAUUGUGAUAGCUGUGCUGAAAAUAGCAGUGACAGUGCCUUGUCACAGGUAAAAUGCAGACAAGUGAUAAACAAGGAAGCCUUAUGGAAAGUGCACAAUAAAAAUCACAUUGGUUUUCCAGAUGCAACCCAGCUCUUAAGAGAUUGCAGCAGCGCUUCAGGGGUUAUAACUCGCCUCUCCUGGCUCUCAUCUGGGGUGAGGACAGACCUCACAUCACCCAGCCCAUCUCAGGAAAGGGUAGUUCUCCCACUGGAGCUUUUGGCCUCUCAGAAGACCAGUGGAUGCAUGGAGACUGAUGCUAUCAGAAGGGAGAUGCAAACAUCCCCAGCUGGACGACCCUUUGAGAAAGAAGUGAUAAGCAGUCUGGAGUUAGAUACAGGAGAGCCCAGAAAAGAUGGAGGAAAUUUGGUUCACAACCAGCCGCAGCCUGUUCAGACGCCUCUUCCCAAAGAACAGGCUACUGAGGCGGAGAAGGAUGGUCCUCUGACUCCAUCUCUAGACCUUUCCAUCUCCUCAGGCCCAAUACCUUUGGGCUCACUGGGGAAACAAGCAGGAGAUCAUGGGGCUUCAAAACACUCCUUCCUAUGCUUUAACCACAAGAAGGAUGGGCAGACCUCUUCUGACCCCAUCGUGACCAGGACCUUGGGUUUUCCCACAAUGAAGACGACAUCUCCACCACAGCUUGGGAUGGACAAGUGCAGCUGUCGGCUCUCCUAUAUGAGCUGCUUCCACAGGCCUGCUGACAAGGGGGACCAUGAAACCACCAUUCCCAUGUGCAGCACAUUUUUGGGGCCCCUCACCACCCCACCAUCCAGCAGCUGCAGUCUUCCUGGGACCCCUGUGGGCAUUUACCCAGUCUCCAUUCCUAGGGAUGUGGCACAGUGGGACCCUCAUGUCCAAGCCCUCAGCCAGCUGAAGGACCAAGCACAGAUGAGCCCUGCAGAUUUCUCCUGCUUCCUAGCCUACACCACAGAGCUUCAGGAGCUUGUGGGGAAGCUCUCUGGGAACCAAGCAACCCACCUUCAAGAUCAAUGUGCAGAGCAGGGUGCGGAGAGCAAGGGUGCCCUUGGCUUAGCCUCCCAAGACCUGCUGUCCAGUUGCCAGGAGCUCCUGAAAACAGAGCAGCCCCUCAAAGAGCUGCAGGGUGUGCUGAGGGUGACAUUUGACCAGCUGGUCCAGCUGGCAGUGGCCUGCUUCCAGGUGACACACUGCCAGCAGUGCAGGCAGAGGCAGCAGGAGCUCGGGGCUGCGCUUGGAGACGUGGUGGGCACCUACCACCAGCUUGUGCAGGCUGUUCACCAGCAGCUUUGUGGGCAAGGCUGCCCGGAUCUGGGUGCCAAGCUCCUCGCUCGCCAACACACAGCCCUUACAGCUGCCAUGUUUUGUCUCCUGCAGCAGUUCAGGGCACCCCCCUUGCUGUGAUGGGGCUGUUUGGUGGCACAUGGGUGCACUGGGUGGGGAAGAGCCCAGCCAUGUUCCCUCUGUCCACUACCAGGCUCUACCCCCCAGUUUUAGCCUCACAGCUCAAGAAUGGCCACAGAAGGAUGUGUCCAUGCGCAUCGGCUUAGAUCCCCUGAGAGCUGCCCUGUCCAGGGGAUAGUCAUGGGGCAGGGUGUACUGCUCUCCAGCCUAGCUUUGCACAAUUCUGCCUACAGAAUCCUUAGGUAACAUGCAAACUCCUAGAGUACUUCAUUGGCUUAGGUAUCUUGACUGGGGCUUGUCCCUCACCUCCCAAAGGCCUUGAGGUGGCCAGUUUCAAGGUGUUGUCUUAGUCUUCUUCUGUCACCUGUGGAGAAAGAGAGAAGCAUUUUGCCUGCCUUUCCUUCCCAUCCUCGUACUCCAGGCAGACUCUGGACUCAAGUGAUGCCAAAUCCCACGCUGGCUCAAUAUGGAGGAACCUAGUCUGCUUCAUCCACCUUCUGUAACUGAGGAUGUGUCUGGACUUGUGAUGGAAAUCUCUUUGGGAACAAAGCUAUGCUAUAUUUAACUGCUUUUCCUUGCAAGGGCUGAAGAGGGCUGUUUCAAACGAGGGUGGCAACACUGUAUCCUGCUCUUAUGAUAUGGUUUCUGCUGUCAGCCAGCUCUUCUAUUGCUCUUUGCUGGUGUUUGAGAAAGUCUCUGAUUAACCU
Calidris pugnax (ruff) is the source of this 5678-nucleotide messenger RNA. RefSeq names its product FERM and PDZ domain containing 1 (gene FRMPD1). The record is from RefSeq and is a predicted model, not a curated record. The transcript is spliced from 12 exons. Gene Ontology annotation, cellular component: cytoskeleton. Bases 796 to 4971 code for a protein of 1391 amino acids. Gene Ontology annotation, molecular function: protein binding. NCBI's taxonomy places the organism in Eukaryota, Metazoa, Chordata, Aves, Charadriiformes, Scolopacidae.